CAGACCUAGCAAGAGCUUAUAACGCUGCAAGCGAAUCUCAGUCAAUUCUCAGCCAUUUGUCUUUAGACACCCAAAACUGUCGGCCUAGAACUGUGUCUUAUCCUCUGAUUUUUUGGGGCUAAUCGUCACCUCCGCGCUGGAAUGGAAGAUAUUCUACGGGACUUCUUCAAUGAUAACGAAAGAUACAUCAUGGCUACAUAUGGAUGCGAUGAAGACCUGAAACCAAAACGAGAGCAACGAGACCAUGAAACGUACUCUUCGUGUUGCUAUAGCAACACGGUUAGUACAUAUCAUGCUCUUCAUCCAGGACACGCCUGGGAACGUGUACAUUUUCUCAAUCUGAGAAGUGUUUAUGAAAAGGUGCAAUGUCGCAAGAACAAGCACUCAAAGCAACGCAUAACGCAAGCGAUAGUGGAUAUGAUGGUGACGUAUAGCGCGCAGAUUCAGCGACUCGAGGUGUACGUAGAGAGAAUCCCGGAGGCCGCUAAACUUUGCGGCGAUCACAAUGGACAAGUCCCUCUCAAGCCACGUAUGGAUAACAUCAUGUUAACAGAGGACUACCAAAGUCAUCAAUACUUCUCCGUGGACCUUGAUUCGAUUUACGAGUCCGCCGCCACAGGGUGCCCGGUCUACAAGCUCUCAACUGUUGACUCUGACCGAAGAAAUCGAUUUCGACUCGUUGUAUACAUUGUGUAUCUCGACGGCACCCGAAGCAAUCCGACGUACAGCCUGUCGUUCCUGCUUCGCAGCAAACGGACAACACGAUGCUCUCCUUUCUAAAGCUACUUGCGUUUUGUACUGAUGCGUCAUUCUUUAACUAUCCAUUUUACCAUCUACCGUGAGCCACGAUGGUAAAAACGUUUUUUUAAAGAGGCUUACUCGACCUACCCAUAAUGCAUUGCUAUGAGUGCUAUUUCUUAUAACAAUUGCCAUUUUUUUAAAGGCUUUCCUUGACAACAAUGCAAUGCAUUCUGGAACAGUUGAAUUUGUCCCCUACUUAUACAUUAUAACAUUUUUUUCUUCAACUUCAAUGUUUAAUUCCAGCUCUAAAAAGUGGGAUAUUGUUUUUUUGAAAUUACAGUAGUGUUUGGUGAGGCAGCUACUAAAAUGUGAUUUCCGCUGAAAAUUCGGUGUAUCAAGCAACGUGUUUUGUAAAUAUAUGUUAAGGUUAUAUAUUCAUAAAGUUAUCUUUCAUAAAUUCAGGUCACUUUUUGAUACGUUAUUUAUGUCAUUAACUUUGAUAACAUCGUAGUGACUAAUGCAAUAAAACGAAAAAAUGUAAAUACAUUCUUUUGAAAACAAAGAAAGGGGAAAUUUUAAUUAGUGACUGAAAAUACUUUGAAAUGUAUUGUUUUAUAGUAUAAUUUGUAUUGACGAUUUUUGAGUCUCCAAUUAUUUAGCUCUCUGUGAGAGAAACUUUGUAAACCUCAGCGGAAGUGAAAAAGUUACAGUAUCGAUCAAUGAAGGUCAACAUAUCAGAGAAUAUAGGAGCUAAUAUUAGUACGAUAUGUUAUAGUGCGAUGUAGUAUACGCUAUUUUCUAUCACACACAAUAGUUACUGUUAAUUUAAAGUUUAUACAAAAUUGAUCAUUAAUAAAAUGGAAUACUUUAUUAAA
Nematostella vectensis (starlet sea anemone) is the source of this 1616-nucleotide messenger RNA. RefSeq lists its product as uncharacterized. The record is from RefSeq and is a predicted model, not a curated record. The transcript has 5 exons. NCBI's taxonomy places the organism in Eukaryota, Metazoa, Cnidaria, Anthozoa, Actiniaria, Edwardsiidae. Bases 142 to 780 code for a protein of 212 amino acids.